AUGUCGAGCAUCUCCCGUUCCCUGAACAUUCUGGCGCGCUCCAGCCGGGCAUCCCUGCUGCGCCCGCGUGCCGUCAAUCCCGUCCACCAUGUCUUCGCCAGCGACAAGAUGGCUGUUCGUGGACUGGCCACUGCUUUCGAGCGUACUAAGCCCCACGUCAACAUUGGUACCAUCGGUCACGUUGAUCACGGCAAGACCACCCUGACUGCUGCCAUCACCAAGCACCAGGCCUCCAAGGGCCUGGCCAACUUCCUCGCCUACAAUGCCAUCGACAAGGCCCCCGAGGAGCGCAAGCGUGGUAUCACCAUCUCUUCUGCCCACAUUGAGUUCCAGACCGAGGACCGUCACUACGCCCACGUUGACUGCCCCGGUCACGCUGAUUACAUUAAGAACAUGAUUACUGGUGCUGCCAACAUGGACGGUGCCAUUGUCGUUGUUGCUGCCUCUGAUGGCCAGAUGCCCCAGACCCGUGAGCACUUGUUGCUUGCCCGCCAGGUCGGUGUCCAGAAGAUCGUCGUUUUCGUUAACAAGGUCGACGCUGUCGAUGACCCCGAGAUGUUGGAGCUUGUCGAGAUGGAGAUGCGCGAUCUGCUCACCACCUACGGCUUUGAGGGUGAGGAGACCCCCAUCAUUUUCGGCUCCGCCCUGUGCGCCCUCGAGGGCCGCCGCCCUGACAUCGGUGCCGAGCGCAUUGACGACCUCAUGAAGGCAGUUGACACCUGGAUCCCCACCCCUGAGCGUGACAUGGACAAGCCCUUCCUCAUGUCUGUUGAGGAGGUCUUUUCCAUCCCCGGUCGUGGUACCGUCGUUUCGGGCCGUGUUGAGCGCGGUCUGCUGAAGAAGGAUACUGAGGUUGAGAUCGUCGGUGGCUCCAACGAGCCCAUCAAGACCAAGGUCACCGACAUUGAAACCUUCAAGAAGUCUUGCGACUUUUCCCAGGCUGGUGACAACUCCGGUUUGCUUCUCCGUGGUAUCCGCCGUGAGGACAUUCGCCGUGGUAUGGUCGUUGCCCUUCCUAACAGCACCAAGGCCGCCAAGAAGUUCCUGGUGUCCAUGUACGUCCUGACUGAGGAGGAGGGUGGCCGCCGCACUGGUUUCGGAUCCAACUACCGUCCCCAGGUCUACAUCCGCACUGCUGAUGAGCCCGGUGACCUCACCUUCCCCGACAACGACACCUCCCGCCGUGUCAACCCCGGUGACAACGUUGAGAUGGUUCUUGAGACUCACCGUCCUGUUGCUGCCGAGACUGGCCAGCGCUUCAACAUUCGUGAGGGUGGCCGCACCGUCGCUACCGGUUUGAUUACCCGUGUGAUUGAGUAA
Penicillium maclennaniae is the source of this 1320-nucleotide messenger RNA. Its product is annotated as translation elongation factor Tu. NCBI's taxonomy places the organism in Eukaryota, Fungi, Ascomycota, Eurotiomycetes, Eurotiales, Aspergillaceae. Gene Ontology annotation, biological process: mitochondrial translational elongation. Bases 1 to 1320 code for a protein of 439 amino acids. The transcript has 2 exons. Gene Ontology annotation, cellular component: mitochondrion. The record is from RefSeq and is a predicted model, not a curated record. Gene Ontology annotation, molecular function: GTP binding; GTPase activity; translation elongation factor activity.